Messenger RNA from Recurvomyces mirabilis, 906 nucleotides. RefSeq lists its product as uncharacterized. The coding region runs from base 1 to 906 and encodes 301 amino acids. The record is from RefSeq and is a predicted model, not a curated record. Lineage: Eukaryota; Fungi; Ascomycota; Dothideomycetes; Mycosphaerellales; Teratosphaeriaceae. Gene Ontology annotation, cellular component: cytoskeleton. Gene Ontology annotation, molecular function: actin filament binding. The transcript is spliced from 4 exons.
AUGGCUCCAUCAGCGGUGUCGACAUACACCGAAUCAGACUCUCAUAUCACGGCCAAAUCUGUACCUACGAAGAAUAAUGAAGUUCAGCCCAAGCAGAAGUCUGCGCUAGAGAUGAUCUCACAAGGCGUCUCGUUGCCAGGUAUCCCGAAGCAUCCCACAUUUGCAGGUCAUCGCGAGUGGAUGCUAGAGCAUAUGGCUCUUGCUUUCCGAGUGUUCGCUCGCAAAGGAUACACAGAAGGCAUGUCCGGCCACAUCAGCGUUCGAGAUCCAGAACAUCCUCAUGCUUUUUGGACAAACCCUCUCGGACGACAUUUUGCACUACUCAAAGCGAAUGAUAUGAUACUGGUAGACUAUGAUGGAAAAGCUAUUGGUGGAAACAUGUCGCGGCCAGCUAAUGCUGCGGGCUUCCUGAUUCACAGCGCCGUCCACAAAGCACGUCCUGACGUUACUGCUGCAUGCCAUACCCAUAGUCCAGCAGGGAAAGCCUACUCAGCUUUUGCACGACCUCUCGAGAUGCUAAAUCAAGAUGUUACCUACUUCUAUGGCGCCGCUCAGGCAGUAUACAAAGAGUUCGGAGGUGUCGUAUUCAGUGCUGAAGAAGGUGAGCGACUAGCUGCAGCGCUCGGACCAUGCGGCAAAGGCAUGAUUCUACGGAACCAUGGUCUACUCACGGUUGGUUCGACGGUGGACGAGGCCGCUUACAUGUACACAUUGAUGGAGCGAAGCUGCGAAGUCCAGCUUCUAGUUGACGCUGCUGCCGCAAAUGGCAUACCGAAGGUCUAUGUGCCUGAAGAGGCGGCGAAGUAUACAUUCGAGAUGGCCAGUGACCCUGAGGCUCUGUACUGGGAGUUUCAGCCAGAUCUGGAGUAUGAGGAGGCAAUGAGUGGUGGAGCGCACAAGGCGUAG